AUGAAAGGAUUCAGAGAAACGCUCGCUCCGAUCGGCUACUGCGGUAAACGACCGUGCGCACCUCACCCACCCACACGCAGCGAGAUAAGCCGUCGGGAAAGAGAGACAACAACGCGCGCUUCCAAAAUCCCUCCCAUCUACGAACGUCCAACAACCAGCAACAUUUCAGUUGAGGAAGGAGGUGUUCUUAACGUACAAAAAUCAUGGAACCGUCAGCAGCUUCCGUCAUCUGUUACUCGUGGCGUGAGAUCGCGGCCACUGGGAGAUGCCUCGACGAAAGUGGAUACAGUUCCUUUGCUAAGCCCAACGAUGGAGUCCGAGCUUUUGAAGGAGCCCUGGGUAUUCCCGCGCACAAAGGCGAAUCCUACGAAAAAAGAGGAUAUUGCGGCACUCUCCGCCUGGGAAGAGGACUUUCAGGAUCUGAGCAGUUGGUGCAUGGACACGUUCCAGGGUCAAUGCGAUUUUCAUAUAGGUGAAUCGACUACGUUUAAACUAUCAGGUACAAAAUACGAGGGUAACGGCGUUUCGAUUGCGGAAGAGGAAGGAUUGUUAAAGGAUUUGACGAGAACGACUGAUGAUGAAAAGUUAGAUUUGAAAAUGGAUACCGUUAAGACGACCAAAGCGUCAAGUGAUAAUCGUCACUUGCUGCUAUCUCCAUCGGAACUCGUUAACGAAUAUGGAUUAGGAAAUAAUAAUAAUAAUGAGGAUAACAACGCAUCCAGCUCGUGGUUAAUGUCACCUGAAUCUACAGCUUCUAAAAGCAGCUCGUCGAGCAAGCAGCUAAACGCAGAUAUUAGCGCGUCACUCCAAUCCGAAGGUCAUGAUUUGGAUUACGUUUCCCCGACGUCGUUUAACGCCAUCACGAAUCAGCGUGAAAUGUGGGAUGAGCUACGCACGAUCGAGACAACCGGAUCGGAUACUUUCGACUUACUGUCGUACCUUUGGGAGGAUGAAAUGCGUUCAGCCAAUGUGUCUACCGAUUCCUCGGCGAUGUUGAAAGUCAGAUCACUCGCAACGUCGUCACCGGUACUAUCAUUUACCUCUACGAAGGUAAAGACGGAGGAGAUCAACGAGCCGACGCCACCUUCGACGCGUCGAAGGAUGGAAACCCGCGCAACAUCGACGAUAACGUCAUCCACGGCGAAAACUCCCGCAGCGUCUCGAAGAUCGGAGAGAACGAGGAUAGCGAUGACUAAAAGCAAAGAAAGAGAGAGAGUCACCAGUACAACUGUCACCAGUACAAAGACGAAGGAUAAGAACGGAAGGAAAAGGUAUUACGAAGAGAGUGAUUCUGAUGACGACGUCGCCCUUUCCCAAUAUAGGGAAUGCCGCGAGAAGAAUAACGAGGCUUCGCGAAGAUCGCGAAUGAACAAGAAAGCCAAGGAAUCAGAAAUGAUCAAGAGGGCGACCGAUCUGGAGAGGGACAACAAGAUACUGAAGAUGAAGGUCGAGGAGUUAGAGAAGCUGGUGACGUCGAUGCGCAACGCGUUAUUACGAUCUGCUUUAAAGAAAGAAUUUUAAGUACGCAUUAAUUAAUACCUAGACGUUUCCACACGAUCUGUCGAGCAUAAUCUAAUAAGCCACCAUUUGUUACAUUAUUGUCAAGCAUGCGCCAUUAUUAAACGCGAUGAUGUAUUUUACGAAAGAGUUAUGUUGAACUUAUGUUGAACUUAUUUGCCUUAAUUGUCUUAAUGGAGUUAAAAGCGUUCUUAAAGGCUUAUUGUUAUCGUUAUUUUCAUAUUGUUUUAUAUCGAGAGACGGUUUUUUGUACUAAUCUUGUCUCCCAUCUCGAGUAUAUCUAUCUAUAUCGUUACGCAAUUUAAUUGUCCCGACUAAACUAAUCGCGGACUAGCGAUAGAUAAUUGUGUACGCUGCUGCAGUGCGCGUAAAAAAUGUUUUAAAAAAUACAACGUUUGACUUGCUGUAUAUCAGUAUCAAGCUGAAAUAUUAUAUAUUAAAGAAAAGUUUAUUUUGUUAUAACGAGA
This is a messenger RNA of Temnothorax curvispinosus, 1985 nucleotides long. RefSeq lists its product as uncharacterized. The coding region runs from base 1 to 1521 and encodes 506 amino acids. The transcript is spliced from 6 exons. Gene Ontology annotation, biological process: regulation of DNA-templated transcription. Lineage: Eukaryota; Metazoa; Arthropoda; Insecta; Hymenoptera; Formicidae. Gene Ontology annotation, molecular function: DNA-binding transcription factor activity. The record is from RefSeq and is a predicted model, not a curated record.